UUUGACAUUAGCCUUUUGUGACAUUGACAAGAAGGGAAGAGUGAAUGAAUUGUUAUUAUUUUAAUGUUUUCCCUUUUUUCAAGUGCAAAUUAAAACAGAAACCAUGAGAGUUAAAAAUAGACGUGUUUCGUAAUAUAUUACAAGCAAAAUGUGCACAAUUCCACCUUCACCGCCGUUGCCACCACCGCCACCUCCACUGCCGUCCUGUCCGCCCAGCACAGAUUCUCCAAAGUCUUGCGAUAGUUCUCCAACUUUUAGUUAUUCAGAUGUGUGUGAAUGGGCUUCCCAUGAACCCCAGUUGUGGGAAGUAUGCGCUAAAAAUAGUAUAUGUCUACACGAAGCCCCAUUUCAGUAUAAAUACAAAUAUUUCGAGUCAAUUAUGCAAGUCGGACCAACCUGUGGAUUGGUCGCUCUGUCUAUGCUUCUAAAUGGCGAAGUGAGCCCUGAUGAACUGCUCAAUAUCACUAAAAUGGAGGGAUACAGCCAUAACGGGGAGAUGUUUAGCUGUAACGACAUGGGUCGAUUGGCUGAGAAGGCAAUCAGUUUGGCAGAGCUAGAUAAUAUAAAUUUCUGUGUGAAGACUGGUGGAUUGUUUAGUGAAGAAAUUAUUCUAGAGCUUUUAAAUGGUGCUGUUCUGCUAGUUGCCUAUGAUGCAGAUUUCAAUCAUUCACCAUGUCUGAGGCAUGGGCACACUGCACACUGGGCCCUUGUGUGUGGCAUAGUAAUGGCCGCAGACCCAGGGGAGGACUACAUAUCAGAUCCAAAAAAUGUUUAUGUGUUAUGUAAACAUGGGAAAUCGAGAUAUCUAGCUGCGUGGACACUGGAAGAAUUAGAUAAAAGUAAUAAAAAUUUAUGGGAGUUUUCCCCAAAGAAACAGGAAGAUGGGUUGUUAUAUGUGCUUCCAGAAGGGGGUAUAGGUGGUAAGAAUGGUUUGAGAAAUCAAUUUUUGAUAUUCAAUGGUUUAUAAGAGUAAGUAUUAAUUAUAUAGUAUAUACUGCCUAUAUCAAUGUUAUAUUUCUAUGGAGUUCCUUUGAUUAAUAAGUACUUCAGUUAUUUGAAUAUAAGUGUUAAUAAUUCUAUAGAAUUAAAAGGAAAUGUUAAACAUUAUACUCAGACCAAUUACAUUACAUAAGGAUGUGCCUCGCUAGAUGUUACUUUUCUGUCAAAAUCAAUGAUCUAAAUUUAUUAUAUGUAAACCAUGAAAUUAUCUAUCUUAGUUAGUACCCAUAACACAUAAUGCUUACUUCCCGGCUUCUUUAGAUAAUGAUAUUAUUUUCAACCGAUCAUCUCAUUUAUAUAUUACUUACACAUAGAACAAAAUAUCAAUUAAUGUCAAGUAGUAUUUUUCUCUGAAAUUUGAUAAUACCAAGUGGGUAUGAGUACACAGGGUUGCCCUAUGAACGACAAUAAGUGACUACAGCGCCCUCAUUUAUUUUCUACUCUUUUGUGUUGCACUAUACAUAAUCUAAUCUUGGUUUUCUCAAAAAUUGACAAUCAAUUUUGUUCAUGAAUUUGGGUGCGAGAGGAGUCCUUAUGUAAUUAGUCUGAGAUUAUACACAAUGUUCUAAACUUCUAGUCCAAUCUGACGACAAUUUUAUGUGGUGUAUAAAAAAGUGGUGGUUAUGAGACCUUCACAAUUCAAUGUGUUGCAAGCUGCAACUUCAGAUUGCACUAAAAGUUUAGCGCUUCAUACUAUACCUGUUGAUUAUUGUUGAUUGCUGUUGAUGUGUAUGUUAUGUUAUUUAUAAUAUACUGUUUGCUUUUAAAUUAAAAUGGAAAUUACAUGUAAACUUCAAUAUAAUUUGCCUAAAAACAUUGUUUAAAAUAAAACAUAUUAUUUAAUGCAAAA
Bicyclus anynana (squinting bush brown) is the source of this 1849-nucleotide messenger RNA. Its product is annotated as UPF0692 protein CG33108. The transcript has 2 exons. The record is from RefSeq and is a predicted model, not a curated record. NCBI's taxonomy places the organism in Eukaryota, Metazoa, Arthropoda, Insecta, Lepidoptera, Nymphalidae. The coding region runs from base 149 to 967 and encodes 272 amino acids.